Messenger RNA from Pyricularia grisea, 3843 nucleotides. RefSeq lists its product as uncharacterized. Gene Ontology annotation, molecular function: phosphopantetheine binding. The transcript has a single exon. Bases 1 to 3843 code for a protein of 1280 amino acids. Lineage: Eukaryota; Fungi; Ascomycota; Sordariomycetes; Magnaporthales; Pyriculariaceae. The record is from RefSeq and is a predicted model, not a curated record.
AUGACGGUCCUAGACAUGAACAAGGACCUGGCGGCGCUGUUCUGCCAACAGGCAGCCGCCACGCCCGACGCUGUAGCUCUGGAAGACGAGACCACAACGCUGACAUAUGCGGAGCUGGAGAGACAAACUGGUCUCCUUGCCAACCGCUUGCGACAGCAGGGCGUAGGCCGAGACAGUCUCGUCGGCGUGCUGCUGGGACGUAGCGCCGACUACGUGAUCGCCUGUCUGGCUGCCCUUCGCGCGGGUGGCGCGUUCCUGGUCCUCGAGCUCGCAUAUCCUCCUCAGCUUCUCUGUGACGUUAUUGACGACGCCAACCCAACCGUCGUGGUAACUCAUCGGGCCCACGCUGGCUCGAUCAAGCCAGAAAUUCCCCUCAUCGUUCUUGACGAGCCCAACGCUACCCCCGAGGACUCCGCACAACCUACUGACGAGGCCAACCAAGCAUUGCCUGCUGACGAUGACCUCGACCGGCUUGCAUUCGUGUGCUACACUUCAGGCACAACAGGGCGUCCCAAGGGAAUUGCCAACCCGCACAGGGCCCCGGUCCGCUCUUACAGCUUAAGAUUCGAGCUGAGCAAUCUACACCCGGGAGACCGCGUGGCAUGCAAUGUCUUCUUCAUCUGGGAGAUCUUGCGUCCUCUCCUGCGGGGAGCUACUGUCGUAGCUGUGCCCGACAACGUGAGCUACGACCCGGUUGCUCUUGUUGAUUUGUUAGCAUCUCGGAAAAUCACCGAGACGCUAAUGACGCCGACUCUCCUGGCUACAGUCCUCUCUCGGCACUCGAAGCUUGGAGACCGCCUUCCCCACCUGCGCACACUCUGGCUAAAUGGCGAGGUUGUGAUGGCGGAUCUGGCGCGCCGUACCCUCAGCGCACUUCCCAACACCCGGUUGCUGAACUGCUAUAGCGCCAGCGAAACGCACGAAAUCGCAUGUGGGGACAUCAAGGAAAUGCUCACCGAGGAUGCUUCUGUCUGUCCUGUUGGGCCUCCUAUAGAUCCCAAGCAUACGUACAUUCUCGACCAAAACUUCCAGAAGGUUGAACCCGGAGCUAGUGGCGAGCUUUUCCUUGGUGGCCAUCUCCUUGCCCGGGGUUACCUCAACCUGCCUGAGACCACAGCAAAAUCCUUCCUUCCCGAUGCUUUCGACUUGGCCCCAGGUGCUCGCAUGUACCGAACUGGUGAUCUGGCGAGAAUGCUCCCCUCGGGCUUGUUGGAAAUCACAGGCCGAGUUGGCGGCAUGAUAAAAGUCCGCGGCUACAGCGUUCAGCCUGGAGCAGUAGAGAGCGUCGUUAUGAAGCAUCUGGCCGUCAGGCACUGCGCAGUUGUUUCCCAUGGCGAGGGCCUGAAGCGCCAGCUUGUUUCCUAUUUUGUGAGAGACAAGGAGAAUCCAGGCGACCGUGUCAACUUUAUCGUGCAAGAAUCAGGAUACAGCCCUAUGGCCAGAAAGACUCUGUCUGCGCACCUCGCCCACUACAUGAUUCCUGCGUUGUGGAUCGAGCUGACCGAGCUACCCACGCACGAGGUUUCAGGAAAGAUUGACCUCAAAAAAUUACCUGGACCAUCAGGGGCCAAGACAAAUGGCAACGGGCGUCAGCAGGAGCGCAAUAAGGAAGUCAAGGUGGAAACUAUCAUCCAGAACUGGGCUGCCUCAUUGGAUCUCCCUCCCAAUGUUAUUACAUCAGAGCACGACUUCUUCGAUCUUGGAGGACACUCUCUGGCUCUGGCCGACCUGGCGCGCCGUCUCUCUGAUACAUUUGGCUUCCCGGUGCCGGUGGCUCGCCUUGCCGGACGACCGACCCUUGAGGGCCAUGUGGAAGUCGUCCGCGCUGCCCGCGACGGCCAUACUGCGGCCAUCCAGGCCGACUUGCCUGCGGUCCUCAAGGCCGAUUCCGUCCUCCCCGAUGACAUCAAGCCCACAAAGACCACCAUGUGCCCGCUGAACGAAGCUAAGACUAUCCUGCUCACCGGUGUUACAGGCUAUCUUGGGGCGUUCCUCCUGAAGUCUUUGAUCGAGAACACAUCGGCUCGUAUUCUUUGCCUUGUACGUUUUGCUCGACCUUCCCACGGCACUGAGUCCCGCGGUAUGGCGAGGAUUCGCCAAAACCUCCUUGACUUGGGCAUUUGGGAUCCGUCCAUUAUGGACAGGGUUGAUGUGGUGCCGGGAAACCUGGGCCGAAAGCGCCUCGGGCUUUCUGAAGAAGACUUUGAUGAGUUGGCGUCCAACCUCGACGUGAUUAUUCACGCUGGUGCCACUGUAAACUUGGUGUACCCUUACGCUGCCAUGCGCACUGCCAAUGUCGGUGGCACAAAAGAGAUCCUCCGACUGGCGAGCCGAAGCGGCGCAACCGUUCAUCAUGUCUCGACUAAUGGCGUGCUUCCACCGUCAUCGGAAGGGUGGCCGGAAGAUACAAUCUUGGACGUGGAAGAGGUCGCAGAGAAGCUCCUGGAUGGUUAUGGCCAUACAAAGUGGGUUGCUGAACAGCUCGUCCUUGAGGCGGGACGACGAGGUUUGCCUGUGAAGAUCUACCGUCCCGGUACAAUUAGUGGUCACAGUGUUCUGGGAUCGACCAACACGUAUGAUCUUCUAACAGCUUUGUUCGUUGAGUCGAUCCACCUCGGCCACGCACCUGAUAUCCCGAACUGGCUUGCAGAGAUGACGCCGGUGGACUUUGUCAGCCAAGCAAUCAUCACUCUGUCAAACCAUGUUGAUAUCGAUCAGAAAAUCUACCAUAUCGGAGAUCCCAAGCCGGUGACGGCCACAGCACUUCUGGAAGAUCUGGCUGGUCUUGGAUACCCAACUGACCUAAUGGGCUGGGAUGAAUGGGUGGCGAACUGGAACGAGAGGAGAGGGAACCCCGGAACCAGUGGGGACGAUUCCUUCACCGCGGGAAUUCUACGCCGCGGUAUGCCAGAGGUCGAGUUCCUUCGAGCUGUCACGGUCCUCAACGACGCCAAAACGCAGUCAGUGUUGGAUCUUUACGACGUUAAGCGCCCGAAGAUCGACAGCAAAUUAUUCGAGACGUACACUCGCGAUUGGUACGCCCGCGGCUGGCUCUCCCAUCCCCCUCGUCGUGAUGGUGUGGCGCUCCGGGCCCGACCCAAGGGGCCUCUAUCUGGCCAGGUGGCUGUCAUCACGGGAGCGUCGUCAGGAAUUGGUGCUGCUGUGGCGACCGCCCUCAGCAAGGAAGGUGUCCAUGUGGCUCUUGCAGCUCGCAGAACAGAGGCCCUGGAUGCCCUGAAGGCAAAGAUCGCCAUGAACGGAACCAAGGUGAUGGUUCACAAAACGGACGUCACCGACAAAGCCCAAGUGGAAUCGCUCAUCAAGGCGGCCAGCGAGGAGCUGGGUCCUGUCGAUAUCCUUGUCAGCUGUGCAGGCGUCAUGUACUUCACCAUGAUGGUCAAUGUGCAGACGGAUGAGUGGGAGCGUACGGUGGACGUCAACUGCAAGGGAUUACUUCACUGUCUUUCGUCCACUGUGCCAUCUAUGCUGUCUCGCGGCAAGGGGCACAUUGUCGCUAUUUCAUCUGACGCUGGCAGAAAGGUGUUCCCUGGCCUUGGAGUCUACUCGGCGAGCAAGUUCUUUGUCGAGGCCACGCUUCAAAGCCUUCGUGUCGAGACGGCCGGCACUGGGCUCAGGGUAACAUCCGUCCAGCCAGGCAACACGGCGACGGAGCUCCUUGGCAUGUCGACGGAUAAGGAGGCCAUCAAGAAGUAUGGUGAGCCAACGGGGGCCAAGGUUCUCGACGCUGAGGACGUUGCCAACUCGAUCGUAUAUGCUCUACGGCAGCCCGAGCAUGUGGCUGUCAACGAGGUCUUGAUUGAGCCACGCGAUGAGCCCAUCUAG